Propithecus coquereli (Coquerel's sifaka) is the source of this 1094-nucleotide messenger RNA. It is a transcript of the gene SLC50A1, whose product is annotated as solute carrier family 50 (sugar efflux transporter), member 1. Gene Ontology annotation, cellular component: membrane. The coding region runs from base 262 to 831 and encodes 189 amino acids. Lineage: Eukaryota; Metazoa; Chordata; Mammalia; Primates; Indriidae. The transcript is spliced from 6 exons. Gene Ontology annotation, molecular function: sugar transmembrane transporter activity. Gene Ontology annotation, biological process: carbohydrate transport. The record is from RefSeq and is a predicted model, not a curated record.
CCCGAGCCCUGUGGAACUGAGGUUCUUAUAUGGCGCUCUGGAUGGAAGGCGUGUUGAAGUCCGGUUUAGUCUAUCAAGCUUUUGUUUUGGGGUCUACCGCGUAGGCGCACCGGUCUGUAGGAACACAAGCGUUGCGGCUGGGGGGUAGAUGACUCAAGGGUAGGCGAAGUGUGAGGAGCAGCAGGUGCCGGGGACAAAAUCGGCCGAGCCCUAGGACGGGGACCGACCAGGAUCUGGAAGGCAAGCACGGACCUCAGGCAUAUGCGAAUGACCCGGAGCGUGGACAGCGUCCAGUUCCUGCCCUUUCUCACCACGGAAGUCAACAACCUGGGCUGGCUGAGUUAUGGGGCCUUGAAGGGAGAUGGGACCCUCAUCGUUGUCAACGCAGUGGGUGCUGUGCUUCAGACCCUGUAUAUCUCUGCGUAUCUGCACUACUGCCCUCGAAAGCGUGCUGUGCUGCUACAGACUGCAACCCUGCUAGGGGUCCUUCUCCUGGGUUAUGGCUACUUUGGGCUCCUGGUGCCCGACCCUGAGGCCCGGCUUCAGCAGCUGGGCCUCUUCUGCAGUGUCUUCACCAUCAGCAUGUACCUCUCACCACUGGCUGACCUGGCCAAGGUCAUUCAGACUAAAUCAACACAAUGUCUCUCCUUCUCACUCACCAUUGCUACCCUUCUUACCUCUGUCUCCUGGUCCCUCUAUGGGUUUCGACUCAGAGAUCCCUACAUCAUGGUGCCCAACUUUCCUGGAAUCCUCACCAGCUUUAUCCGCCUCUGGCUUUUCUGGAAGUACCCCCAGGAACAAGACAGGAACUACCGACUCCUGCAAACCUGAGGCAGCUCACGUGACCACUGGACACCUUAAUACCAAUUUGAUACCAAAGAGAGCUCUUUGUUUCAGCUGGUCCUGCUGACCAACUCCCCAGGUGCAGUGGGUUGUGGGAAUAAGAGACGACUUUGAGAAUAGAGGGACCAAAGAAAGCAGCUUUACUGAGAUGAUUGGUGGAACCUAGGAGAUUAAAUCACUUUUAUUUUUCAGAGAGAUUAUUUUUUUUAAUUUUGGAGGUCGGGGUGAUAUCUCUAGAAUAUGCCUUAAAA